AUGGGCUCGACGCACGAAACAGACCUCAUCCUCACCCAGCCGACGCCGGCCGAGCGGGUCAAGACGUACACCUCGACGUACACCCACUGGGGCACUGCCCUCGAGCUGGAAGCGUACAUCCGCCGCGAGGAGUACAUGACCACCGUCCCCGUGAGCCGCAACGGCGGCAUCACGCAAUGGAUCCUCACCGACCCGUCCCUCCCGCCCGACGCCCGCCCCAUUCUCUCCUCGUGCGAGAGCAUCCGCAAGCCCGUGCUUGUCGCCCGACCCGAUGGCACCGUCGUCGAGGCAAUCACCCAUGCCGUCGGCUCCGUCUUCACCGACCCGGCCCACCGCGGCAACGGGUAUGCCUCCAUCAUGAUGGACAUGAUGGGGUCGACGCUCGCGCGGUGGCAGGGCGCCGAGAUGGCCAAGGGCGAGAAGUGGGGCGACAUCCGCGACGGCGAGGUGGCCUGCUCGGUGCUGUACUCGGACAUUGGCAAGAAGUUCUACGCCAAGCACGGCUGGCACCCGUACGAGAGCACACACCUCGACUUUCCGCCGCAGAAGGCGGCCGAGGGGGAGCUGCCGCGUGAGGCGGUGCCGUUGGGAUACCACGAGCUGGCGGAGCUGUGCGCCGUCGACGAGCGGUUGCUCCGCGCCAAGUUGGCCCAGAAGAGCGACAAGACACGGGUGUCGCUGCUGCCGGACAUCGACGCCAUGUUGUGGCACCUCAUGCGCGAGGAUUACAUGACGAAGCACAUCUUCGGCAAGACGCCGACGGUACGGGGCGGCGUGGUCGGGGAGCUGGGCUCGCGGGUAUGGGCGGUUUGGACCAGGGGGUACUACGGCGGGUUGAAGAAGCCCGAAGGGAACACGAUGCAUAUUUUGAGGCUGGCCAUUGAGGACGAGACGAGCAGCGACCAGUUUGUCCAGGAGGCCAUAGUAGCGCUGCUGAAGCUGGCGAGGGCAGAGGCGGCCGAGUGGAAGGUGAAUAACGUCGAGAUGUGGAAUCCUGAUGCCAGGGUCAGGGCCCUCAUCGAAAAGGCGGGCGUCCCGCACGAGUUUAUCGAAAGGGAGAGAGACAGCAUCGCGAGCUUGAUGUGGUAUGGCGAAGGAGAGGUCGAAUGGGUUCUCAAUGAGAAGUUUGGCUGGUGCUAA
This is a messenger RNA of Colletotrichum spaethianum, 1140 nucleotides long. Its product is annotated as lysine acetyltransferase. Lineage: Eukaryota; Fungi; Ascomycota; Sordariomycetes; Glomerellales; Glomerellaceae. The record is from RefSeq and is a predicted model, not a curated record. The transcript has a single exon. The coding region runs from base 1 to 1140 and encodes 379 amino acids.